AAAAAAAAUACAGUUCAUAUGCAUAGGGACAAAGAAUUUGAAAAACCAAUGCGUGGCAAGUUCGAGUGAAUUGAUUUUUGGGCUAAUAUCCCCCAUAAUAACUUUCGAUAUUUCCUCCCUCGGCCUCGGUUGUUGUGUUUUCUGUGAGUGUGAGAAGAGCGGUGCGGCGUUUGUGUUAAUGCAAACAUUCUCAGUCGGUUUUUAUUUGCAAAUCAACAGGGCGAAGUAAAGGAAAGUAGAAGCAGCAGCAGCGGCAUUUGACAGUAGCAGAUUAUUCAACAAGCUACGUCGUCUUACCUACUAACUACAUACAUCCCCAUACCCCCCGCCGAAAAAGUGAUUAGUCUGCGAUAAGUGGUGAGAGUUCAAGCCCCUCUUUCUGGGUUACAUACCAACCGACCAACCAACCUACCUAACUACCAACAAAAAGCCCAGUCUGCUAUUGGCUGGCUUUUGGAAGUGUGACACCUGCAUUGACUAAGGUCAAUUGGUUUUGUUUUUUAUCGUCUCGUGUAUUACGGUAUUCUGCCCUGCCGCCGCCACGGGAAGAACUAUGAGCAAUAACAACAACAUUGACACAUUGGCCAAUGAAUGGGAUGAACUCACUCGUGAGUUUGUGGACUUGGAGGAAUGCAACCGCAAAUACAUUGAGCUCUUGGAACAGCUACAUUCCCAUCAACACAAAUGCUUCAAUGAAAUCAAACAUCAACGAUAUCGUAUGAAUCAAAUCAGUGCGUCUCUAAAGCAAUUUAAAAACACUCAAUCAGAAGAAGAAAAACAAAAAGUUGCUGAAUUGCAGAAAAACACUCUGAAACGUAAAGCACAACUGUAUGAAAUAGAACAGUCAUUACCCGCAAAGUCUGGACGUUACCUGAGAAUUAUACUCGGCGAUGUCAAUGUCUCGAUUCUCAACAGAAACGACAAAGUACGUUACAAAGAUGACUAUGAGAAAUUCAAAUUGAUUCUCAAUGUGAUUGGUCUACUCUUGGCAUUUUUGAAUUUAAUAUUCAAUUAUAGGGCCCUGGAGUUGUCUUACAUAUUUUUGUUGGUGUGGUAUUAUUGCACAUUAACCAUUCGUGAAUCGAUAUUGAAAGUAAAUGGAUCACGUAUUAAAGGAUGGUGGCGGGCCCAUCACUUUAUAUCUACUGUGGCUGCUGGAGUCCUAUUGGUUUGGCCCCAAGGCGAACAUUGGCAAUUGUUCCGCAAUCAAUUUAUGUACUUCAAUGCCUACAUCAGUGUGGUCCAAUAUUUGCAAUUCGGCUAUCAAAAAGGUCUUUUGUAUCGUCUCAAAGCUUUGGGUGAACGUCACAACAUGGACAUAACCAUUGAGGGUUUUCAUUCAUGGAUGUGGAGAGGCUUAAGCUUUUUAUUGCCCUUCUUGUUUAUGGGUUAUGCCUUCCAGGCCUAUAAUGCUUAUACAUUGUAUGAAAUAUCCAAUUAUGUUCCAGGUGCGCCAUGGCAUGUUUCGGUUAUGAGCGGCUUAUUCUCUUUGUUGUUUAUUGGAAACAUAACCACCACAUUAUUGGUGGUACCCGAAAAGAUUCGUGAACGUGCCAAAGAACGCUAUCGUCUGUUGAGCAUGGGCAAAUCCAUGAAGCUGAGAAAACAAAUGAGAAAUAGCAUGAGUGAAUCGGAAAACUCCUCAACGCAUACCAGCCCAGCAUCUUCGCCAGUAACGGAGAAAGGUGACAAAAAAACACCAGGUUCUCCAGCAGAAAAGAAGUUGAAAUAGUUUUUAAAAGACAUUUCGAAAGAGAAAAGAAGGAAUUUUUGUAAAGAAUUUCUUUGCCAUAUUCCACACAUGAAGAGGAAUAUAAAGCGCAUAAAAGAAGAAAAAAAUUGAAAAA
Molecule: messenger RNA, 1847 nt
Organism: Stomoxys calcitrans (stable fly)
Lineage: Eukaryota; Metazoa; Arthropoda; Insecta; Diptera; Muscidae
Product: transmembrane protein 120 homolog
Exons: 10
Coding region: 554-1732 (392 amino acids)
Cellular component (GO): membrane
Source: RefSeq, a predicted model, not a curated record